Molecule: messenger RNA, 1616 nt
Organism: Paramecium pentaurelia
Lineage: Eukaryota; Ciliophora; Oligohymenophorea; Peniculida; Parameciidae
Source: the annotation of a GenBank genome assembly
AUGGAUAGCGCUAGAAAAAAUGCAUCAAAAAGAGCUGCUUUAGUGUAAAAAUUAGAUAUGCUUGAUAAGUCAAUUCUACAUAAUACUUAUCAUCAAGAACUUUAAAAGACAUUUUAAAAAAAAAGCAUUGAAAAAGAAUAAAAAGGAAUAUUAAUAGAAUAAGUUUAAGAGUUGGAUGAAUUAAGUAUAAUAUAGAGACGAGUGAAUCAAUUAGUUAAUUUAAAUCGAUAACUUGAUGAUUAAAUUCAAAAGAAUGAUUUAUUGCAAUAAUAAAAAAUAAUGGAGGACAUGAAUUCUGUUUUAAGUAGCUAGCUUGAUCACUUUAUUAAUCAAUAAGCAGAUAGAAAUUAAAUAUUAAAUAGAUUAUAAAGUGAUUUUAAUGCAAAUCAUUAGAAUAUGUAAAUAUUGGAGGGAGAAUAUUUAAUUGCAGAAUUCAAAAAAAUUAAUUAGAUGGAUUAAUCAAUUUAUCAAUAAUAAUCAUAAGAAUAUGGAGAUUUCUUUGAAAUCUAAUAUUAAAUGUAGGAAGAAUUAAAAAUCAUUAAUGCAGAAUUAGAGAAAUAUCAAUAAUUGAAUUAGACUAACAAUUUAUAAAAUUAUAUGCUUUAAGGUUAAGCAAAAAACAAAUAAUUUAGUUUAUAAUUGAUAUAAGAGUAAUUUUAUUGUCAAAAGAAAAAAAUUAGAACAUUUUGUAUAUUUUAUAAUAAAACUAAUGAAUAUGAUUAAACAUAUUAACCAUAUUUUAAAAUAAAGAAUCAAAAGUAAAUUACAUUUGAAAAUAAUGAAUAAUUGAAUAAUGAAAACACUUCAAUUAAUUUAUGGUCAAGUUCAAAAUAAAAGGUUAAAAAACUUAAUCCUUAUCGUUGUCAAUUCUAUAAAUUUGAUUAAAUCUUUUAAAGAAAGGAAAAUUAAAGGCUUAAUCAAUAUGAAUAAUUAUUUAAUUAAUUAGAAUUGUUCAUUAAAGGAACACUUUAUAAAUAAAUUGAUUUAAUUCUUAAAAGUUAUGCAUUUAAUAGUUCAGAAUAUCAUUUAAUUUAUAAUCAAGAUUUAAAUGAAAAUGUAGAAAAAAUUAGAAAAUUAUGUGAUAAAGAAAAACCUGAUACAUGCAAUGUAAGAAUUUAUUUGUAUUUUAGAAAUUAAUUGUAUUACUAUGUGAUAAAAAUAGAGGAUUAAUAGAAAAUUUAGUAAAUGAUAUAGUUAAGAUUCUUUCUCAUUUUAAUAAUUAAUUGAUUGAAGUGAAUAAUUUAAUAUUAACACUUACAAAAUUUUAAAUAAAAGAUUAAUAGUGUGAAGAUAUUUUAGAAUGUAAUGCUUCAAAUAUAGAAAUGAUGCUUGAUUGUUUAAAGAGUAAGGAUAUAUUCAAAACAAGUUAAUUUCACUUAAAAAUUGAAAUCAAUUUAACUAAUCAUGUCAAAAGAGUCUUACAUAUUUUGAUGUUAGCUCCUCUUUUAAUAGAAAACAAUGAAUUAUUUUGCAAAUAAUUUAAAAAUAUUUUCAAAAGAGAAAAAGCAUUUAAAGAAUAAAUAGGUUCUAGAAUUGAAAGCAUUAUUAAAGUAGAAUUUAUUGUAAUUACUAGAACAUUGACAAAAUUAUCAUAAUAACAUAAAUACCUGAAAUGA